Messenger RNA from Aphis gossypii (cotton aphid), 1176 nucleotides. RefSeq lists its product as uncharacterized. The record is from RefSeq and is a predicted model, not a curated record. NCBI's taxonomy places the organism in Eukaryota, Metazoa, Arthropoda, Insecta, Hemiptera, Aphididae. Bases 354 to 1103 code for a protein of 249 amino acids. The transcript has a single exon.
ACCUACCGUUCACUGUUAAGGCGUUCAGCCGAUGUUUACAACUUCACGAGUUCUCAAGUCGCAACUUUACCAGCAUCCCGGAGCAGCAGCUUUUGAAAACUGACUUUUGAUUGCCGCCGUUAAGACUUGAAAGGUUACUCUCACUUAUUGUUUAUACUAAUUUUAUACAAUUUUAUGAGUUGCUUUAUCGUUCAAUGAUCGAAUCCUGCAGAUAUGUAUUUGUUCUAACAGGCAAGAAAACUUAAUUUUGUGUAUCUAAUACUUAAAUAAAUUCAAUGUUAUUUUAAAUUUUAGUUGGUAUUGAAAGAUAUACUUAAUACUUUUGUUCGCGUGUCUGAUUAUUUAACACUAAAAUGUAUAUUUUUAAUUACUGUCUCCGGAGUAGAGUUAAUUCUUCGAUAAUUUCUACAAUGAAACGAUCGCAUACAAUGUUCUCGAGAACUUCAAUAGUUCAUAACAAUCGCACGCUUCUACCCAUCAAUCGGUUACCCGGAUAUUUGAUGCCGGAACGCUGUUUUAUGAAAAAGAUGGGCGAGAAACCCGCUUACAAUGUGUACAAUAAAAAAGCUGCUCAAGACAGGGUUUCACCUACAGAGUACGAACUUAUUUAUAACGGUACUGGCGAAAAGUAUGCACGGUUAUUGAGUGGAAUGGUAAUCGCUGCUAUUAUAGUCCUUCCAUCCACUUUUAUUAUCGCCUAUUUGUAUCUUUUGUUUACAGAAGGUAAAAUAGAUUUACAAACAUAUUUAGAUAUAUUGCUUUUACCAAAUUCAACAUUGGAACUUAUGAUAAUGAUUCCUGCAUUGUUUCUCUUGAAAAUAGUAUCAUACAAUUUUAUUUCAAAAUACGUGGUGAGAAUUUACCAACACAAUACCAAAAAACAGUAUGUGGGAGUGUACAUAAAUCCAGUUUUACCAUGGAAAAAUAUAACAUGCACAUUCGAAACAGCUAUUAAGUUGCCCGAUAGUAUAAAUGUUUUCAUUCCUUGGCACAAAGAAUAUUAUCGACUAGCUGGACACAAAUCAAUUGUCCUAAGAGAAAGAUUUAAAAGGCCUAUAGAUUAUGACAGAAUGAUUGGUUUAGUUAAGACAUUAGAUAAGUGAUAAAUCAACUAUUUUUAGUCAUUAUUGUGUAAAUGUUCAAGUUUCUAAAAUAAAUGUUAAAAAAAAUAUAAUU